Messenger RNA from Lolium rigidum, 1022 nucleotides. RefSeq names its product histone-lysine N-methyltransferase SUVR3. Lineage: Eukaryota; Viridiplantae; Streptophyta; Magnoliopsida; Poales; Poaceae. The transcript is spliced from 2 exons. Bases 1 to 1005 code for a protein of 334 amino acids. The record is from RefSeq and is a predicted model, not a curated record. Gene Ontology annotation, molecular function: protein binding; histone methyltransferase activity; zinc ion binding. Gene Ontology annotation, cellular component: nucleus.
AUGGCCGGGAUGAGAAAUCCAAGAGCAGCCGGAGCGGUGAGCGAGUUGGCGGAGCUGGUUCUGCCGUGGCUACCGCCGGCCGACCUUGCCGCGGCGGCUUCCGCCAGCCGCGCCAUGCGCGCAGCCGCGUCUGCGGUCACCGCCCGCCGCGCCGCCGACUUCUCCCGCGGGCUGGAGGCCGUGCCCGUCCCCUUCGACAACCCCAUCGACUCCAAGCCCUACGCCUACUUCCUCUACACCCCCUUCUCCCUCAUCCACCCCGCAGCCUCCGCCUCCGCCCACGCCCAGCCUUGGGGCUGCGCGCAGGCCCGGCCGCCAUGCCCCACCUGGCCCCGCCCCGACCUAGGCCUCCCUUCCGCCGGCUGCGCGUGCGCCGAGGCGGACUGCGGCGCCGCGGGGUGCCCCUGCGCUGACGCGGAGGCCGAGAUGGCGGCGGCGGAGAUGGGGACCCUCCGGGAGUGUGGCGACGGGUGCGCGUGCGGGCCUUCGUGCGCGAACCGGCGGACGCAGCGCGGCGUCACGGCGCGGCUGCGAGUCGUGCGCCAGCUGAAGAAAGGGUGGGGGCUGCACGCUGCCGAGGUCCUCCGCCGGGCGCAGUUCGUCUGCGAGUACGCAGGUGAGUUCCUGACGACAGAGGAAACGCGGAGGAGACAGAGGCUGUACGACGAGCUUGCCUCUGCCGGUAAGCUCUCCCCUGCGCUCCUUGUCAUACGGGAGCAUCUUCCUUCCGGGAGAUCAUGCAUGCGGGUUAACAUUGACGCUACGAAAGUGGGAAACGUGGCUCGUUUCAUCAACCAUUCAUGUGAUGGAGGCAACCUACAGCCUGUGUUAGUUAGGAGCUCUGGUGCAUUGCUCCCAAGGCUCUGCUUUUUCGCUGCCAGAGAUAUAGCGGAAGGGGAAGAGAUCACCUUCAGUUAUGGGGAUGCUAGGCUUAAGACUAAGGGCUUACCAUGCUUUUGUGGAAGCUCGUGUUGUCCUGGUGUACUUCCUGCGGAAGAAACAUGAGUUCAUGCCAUCGGCUG